This is a messenger RNA of Psammomys obesus (fat sand rat), 673 nucleotides long. Its product is annotated as GMP reductase 1. Gene Ontology annotation, cellular component: GMP reductase complex. Lineage: Eukaryota; Metazoa; Chordata; Mammalia; Rodentia; Muridae. Gene Ontology annotation, molecular function: GMP reductase activity. Gene Ontology annotation, biological process: nucleotide metabolic process. The record is from RefSeq and is a predicted model, not a curated record.
GAUGGAGGCUGCACAUGUCCAGGAGAUGUCGCCAAAGCCUUUGGAGCCGGUGCAGACUUUGUCAUGCUGGGAGGCAUGUUUUCAGGCCACACAGAGUGCGCAGGAGAGGUGAUCGAGAGGAACGGGCAGAAGCUGAAGCUCUUCUAUGGCAUGAGCUCGGACACAGCCAUGAAGAAGCACUCGGGAGGCGUCGCCGAGUACAGGGCCUCUGAGGGCAAGACUGUGGAGGUGCCUUACAAAGGGGAUGUAGAGAACACAAUUCUGGACAUCCUCGGAGGACUGCGGUCUACCUGUACCUAUGUCGGGGCUGCCAAGCUCAAAGAGCUCAGCAGGAGGGCCACGUUCAUCCGGGUGACCCAACAGCACAACACGGUGUUCGGUUAACCUCCAGGAGGCCACCCCUCGCCAUGCUUCUCCCACCCCUUCUUGUCUGUCCUAGCAGGCUGGCUGCCACCACAGAUGCCGACACUGAGCCGCCGUCCUGAGCAUGCACAUAAAGGCCUUGGGGCUUGCCCUAGUGCCUGUGUGGAUCCCGGGAGCACGUGGGGCCCUGGGUCAGCUCCUAGAACUCAUUGCCUCUUUGUUUCAAGCAACCCCUGCAGCCUGUCCUUCCGCCUCUGUUUUCUUCCUCAAGGACAGUGGUUUCACUUUUAAUAUAAUGCUGUGAUCUUGA